UCUGCUGUGGACCACCCAUUUCCAUCCUGUGCUCAGCAAUGCCCGUUUCUGGUGCAACUGGAUCCUCUGAGGAAUCACUCUGGAGCUCCAGGCCAGCCUGCAGGGUAAGGUAAGGUGAUAGAGCCUUGGUGCUGCUUCCUCCUGCAUCAGGGAGCCCUCCCAGCUACUGCACAGCUCCUGUUCCCAGUAAGAAAUGGAGUCCAAGGUCUCCGAAGGUGGCCUAAAUGUCACCCUCACCAUCCGGCUGCUGAUGCAUGGCAAGGAAGUUGGCAGCAUCAUUGGAAAGAAAGGAGAGACUGUGAAGAAAAUGCGUGAGGAGAGCGGGGCAAGGAUCAACAUCUCGGAGGGGAAUUGCCCUGAGCGAAUUGUGACCAUCACUGGCCCCACCGAUGCCAUCUUCAAGGCUUUCGCCAUGAUUGCCUACAAAUUUGAAGAGGACAUAACCAACUCAAUGAGCAACAGCACUGCUACCAGCAAACCUCCAGUGACACUGAGACUGGUUGUGCCAGCUAGUCAGUGCGGUUCACUGAUCGGCAAAGGAGGCUCCAAGAUCAAGGAAAUCAGGGAGUCCACAGGUGCUCAGGUUCAAGUGGCGGGGGACAUGCUGCCCAACUCCACGGAGCGGGCGGUGACAAUCUCGGGGACACCCGACGCUAUAAUCCAGUGUGUCAAACAGAUCUGUGUGGUGAUGCUGGAGUCCCCACCAAAAGGUGCCACCAUUCCCUACCGCCCAAAGCCCGCCUCCACCCCUGUCAUUUUUGCAGGUGGUCAGGCCUAUACAAUUCAGGGACAAUAUGCUAUUCCACACCCGGAUCAGUUGACCAAGCUCCACCAGUUGGCUAUGCAGCAAACCCCCUUUACUCCCCUUGGACAGACCACCCCCGCUUUCCCUGGAGAAAAGCUGCCCUUACAUUCCUCCGAAGAAGCUCAAAAUCUGAUGGGCCAAUCAUCAGGUUUGGAUGCCAGUCCCCCGGCCAGUACUCAUGAACUCACCAUUCCCAAUGAUCUAAUAGGCUGCAUCAUCGGACGCCAAGGGACCAAAAUCAAUGAGAUUCGGCAGAUGUCGGGAGCGCAGAUCAAAAUCGCCAACGCCACGGAAGGCUCAUCGGAGCGCCAAAUCACCAUCACAGGGACCCCUGCAAACAUCAGCCUCGCGCAGUACCUCAUCAACGCCAGGCUGACGUCUGAGGUCACUGGAAUGGGCGCACUCUAAUUUCCACCCACCAUCCUCCACUCCGCACCACCCGACCCUCUCCAGCCACCGACACCCAGCCUGUACUGCCUGUACAUUUACCCCUUUGCCUCCACACGUGCUCUUUUCUUUACUAACGACUCUAAACAGACGUCUCAUUACACAUAUGCACACAACGGGAAGGUUUCUUUACGAGCUCCUUACUGUGCUCCCGAGGCUGCUCCCAAACUCUUUGGUUAUGGUCCUUGUUUGCAGCGUACGAUGUUAUUGCUUCAGCUGCUUUGAUUUUUUUUUUUUUUUGGGGGGGGGGGGGAAUAGGGGUUUUCUUCCUGCUGGUGAGACUUCAGGAGAUGAUGGGGUCUCUAGUGUCAAUCUAGCAUAGUAGCUACUUACACAUUUGAGUUGAUGUUGGCGGUGCUUGCUGUAGCCUAUGGACCUGUGACGCCACCCAGAGCUGUGCGUGCUUCAGAGUACUUACUUCUUCUCACCAUUCUUCCUUUGAUGCUCCCUCUUCAUUUGCUUUGCUUGUCCUGGCUCACCUUUGCCACCUUGCAUCCCUGCCCUCAGGGUAAGGUGUGGUUUUCCCCCUCUGGGAUGCAGAGCACGGAUGCAGGAGCCAAGGCAAUGCACAACCCACAGUGCAACAUGGCAGGGUCCAGACAAGCCGUUUUUCCUACUAAAUGAAGGGGAUCACACCCACCCCUCCACAGAAUGAUCCUCUUUUUUAACUAACAAAGCAACUGGAAGUGGGAAGAACUCAGCCGUCCAGGAUUCACACCCCCAGGGGCAUUUGAAAGCACUCUUUUAACAACCCCCAUAGAGCAACCCCCUUGGACGAUAGCUCAGGAAGCUCUGUAAGCUGGCUGUGUUUGUCAUUUGUGUUCAAUAAAUGUCUGUGCAGCUCUGCUA
Messenger RNA from Pezoporus flaviventris, 2101 nucleotides. RefSeq names its product poly(rC) binding protein 3 (gene PCBP3). Gene Ontology annotation, cellular component: cytoplasm; nucleus. Bases 194 to 1213 code for a protein of 339 amino acids. NCBI's taxonomy places the organism in Eukaryota, Metazoa, Chordata, Aves, Psittaciformes, Psittacidae. Gene Ontology annotation, biological process: regulation of RNA metabolic process; regulation of gene expression. The record is from RefSeq and is a predicted model, not a curated record. Gene Ontology annotation, molecular function: mRNA binding. The transcript has 14 exons.